Molecule: messenger RNA, 645 nt
Organism: Protobothrops mucrosquamatus (brown spotted pit viper)
Lineage: Eukaryota; Metazoa; Chordata; Lepidosauria; Squamata; Viperidae
Product: angiopoietin-2-like
Exons: 5
Coding region: 1-645 (214 amino acids)
Biological process (GO): Tie signaling pathway
Molecular function (GO): receptor tyrosine kinase binding
Source: RefSeq, a predicted model, not a curated record
AUGGCAGACGAUUUGGUCAGAAACUGCUCUUCCACGGAGACUCUGACAUCCUUCCAGGUGCUGUGUGACAUGGAGACCAGCGGAGGAGGCUGGACCGUUAUCCAACACCGGAGAGACGGCUCUGUGGAUUUCCAACGCACCUGGAAGGAAUAUAAACAGGGCUUUGGGUCCCCAUCUGGAGAGUACUGGUUGGGCAAUCAGUUCAUCCACUUGCUCACCACACAGAACCGCUACUCCCUCCGGAUCAAGCUCCAAGACUGGGAGAACAAUGAGGCUUAUUCUGCCUUUGAGCAUUUCCAAGUAGACUCCGAGGAGCAGAACUAUCGACUUUAUGCAAGGAGAUACAGUGGAACGGCCGGACGCACCAGCAGUCUCAGCCCCUCCGGAACCGACUUCAGCACCAAGGAUGCUGACCAUGAUCGAUGCGCGUGCAAAUGUGCCCAGAUGGCAGGUGGAGGCUGGUGGUUUGAUGCUUGUGGACCUUCUAAUCUGAAUGGCAUCUAUUACCCUCCCAAUCCUGCCACAAUUAGAUACAACGGCAUGAAGUGGCACUACUGGAAAGGGCCCGGGCAUACCCUCAAAGCAAGCACCAUGAUGAUCCGUCCGGUGGAUUUCAGAGAGCAGCAGCAAGGGGGGAUGCUGUGA